Molecule: messenger RNA, 4976 nt
Organism: Scomber japonicus (chub mackerel)
Lineage: Eukaryota; Metazoa; Chordata; Actinopteri; Scombriformes; Scombridae
Gene: asxl1
Product: ASXL transcriptional regulator 1
Exons: 11
Coding region: 274-4890 (1538 amino acids)
Biological process (GO): positive regulation of transcription by RNA polymerase II; animal organ morphogenesis
Cellular component (GO): PR-DUB complex
Molecular function (GO): peroxisome proliferator activated receptor binding; chromatin binding; DNA binding
Source: RefSeq, a predicted model, not a curated record
CUUGUCCUGCAGCAGCACUACAACCAGCCUGGGUCUCACUGCUUUCAUGCUACAGCAAGACCAUGUUGAGCUAGUGUAGGCACAAUAGCGUCUGUUAUCAGGGACUAAAGGACACCGUAGCACCGUUCCGAGCUAAAAACUACAUCUUCUUUUGGGCUGUACACCGUCAACCUAGAACUAGUUAGCCAUUUUGCUCAGCAGCUAAACCACCGCCGUAUUGAGGUUUCUUUACAGACACACAGCAGGCUCGCCGCAGACACCAGCGCAGAGGAAAUGAAGGACAAACAAAAGAGAAAGAAGGAGCGGACCUGGGCUGAGGCGGCUCGCAUGGUUUUGGAGAACUUCUCUGAUGCUCCUAUGACUCCCAAACAAAUCCUCCAUGUCAUCCAGACCAAGGGGCUGAAGGAAAUGCGGAGUGGCACAGCUCCUUUGGCCUGCCUGGUCACCAUGCUGCACUCUCAGGUGAGGGGAGACAGAGUCAAGAAUAGCAUCUUCUUUAAGCUGCCUGGACGGAUGAGCUUAUUCACUCUCAAGAAAAAUGCCCUGCAGUGGACUAAGACAACAUCAGGAUCAGAAACACCUACAGAGCCGGCCAGCAGCACUGCCCUCCCAGGUUCUAGCAGCAACACCCCUGCAGCAGGCUCAGCCAUGUCUUCAGUUGGUGCUACUGAAGCCACUGAGCAAGAGAGCUGCGACUCCACUGAGACCACUGCUGCUGCCAGUGGAGACAAUGAUGCCUCAGUGGAUGAGAGCUCCUCCAGUGCAUCCUGCUCCACAGAGCCGCAGGCUCCCAGCAGCCAGCCCCAGACCCGCCUCAGCCGAGCAGCAGGACAGCAGGGGCGCACUGAUAACCAGCAGACCCAGCAUGCUCAGCACACCCAGACCAGACUGAGCCGCUCCAGACAGUCAGGGAGGCAAAGGAAGAAAGCAGUCAUGAUGCCUCGUGUUGUCCUCACCCCUCUUAAAGUGAAUGGAGAGCAUGUGCCCUCAGGACCCAUGAAGAGAAGUCGAGGAGGGGUAGAUGUGGAUUUUGAAACACCAGGCUCCAUCCUGGUCAACACCAACAUCAGAGCUCUCAUUAAUGUGAGGACCUUCUCAGCCUUCCCUGCACACUCCCAGCAACAGUUGCUGCAGCUGCUGCCAGAAGUGGACCGCCAGAUUGGACCUGAUGGUAUGGCCAGACUGAGUAGUUCUGCCCUCAACAAUGAGUUCUUCACCCAUGCCUCCCAGAGCUGGAAAGAAAGGCUGGCUGAAGGUGAGUUCACCCAUGAGAUGCAGGUGCGUUUCCGGCAGGAAAUGGAGAAAGAGAAGAAGGUAGAGGCAUGGAAGGAAAAGUUUUUUGAAGAGUACCAUGGGCAAAAGUCUGGCUUAACACGAGAGGAGUCCCUGAAGCUCACCAUGAGUGAAGCCAGCGAUGUUGCAGCAAGUGUGCUGGACAGUGAUGUGGCUGUGGUGGCAACUGGUGCCCCCAAGAGACGGAGUGUGGGUCGGCGGAGGAGAGAUGGCCGGAUGAGGAGACGCACCCGGGCUGACUUGCGUCGUAGGGCCCGUCGGAACCUUUGUAAGGCCACUCCCCCAGCCCUGCAGUCUUCAGAAGCAGCCGAGGCAAGUGCUUCUCUGAACACCUCAGCAGUUUCUGUUGGCUCUCCCAUUGCUGACAACACAGUGAUACAAGGUGAGGUGGUUCUGCAGGCAGAGUGUGGCAUGGAAUUACCAGCAGAGAGUGCCUCCAUUGAGCCAAAGUCCUCGCCUAUUCCGGAACCAGUCACAUUGCCAGACCCCACACCUACACCCACUCCCAGCCCUAGCCCCAGCCCAACCUCCACUAGCGCCAACGAAGAGCCUGAAGUUACGACCCGCCUUCUCCCUGAAGAGGCUACACCAGUGUUGGUCUCCACCUCAUCCCCUUCAUCCUCCUCUUCUUCUUCUUCUUCUGCCUCCUCACCUGCCUCCUCACCUUCUGAAGGACAGGGAACUUUUGCCGCAGUCCUGGAUUCGUCUUCAUCCUCCUCAGCGUCCUCCAGUGCUGCAGUAGCCGUUGAUCCCCUGGAUGACACUGCCUCUGUGGUCACUUCCAUCACAGGGGGUACUGCCACAAGCAGCCGUGAGAGCAGCCCCUCGGCCAGCCCAGCCACUACUCCUGUUCCUAGCACCCAGCUCAAGGAGCAGAAGAGAAGGCCAGAUGAGGCUCAGGCCUUCUCCAGCUUCCCCGAAAAGAGGCCACGGCUUGAGAACCGUCAGUCCUUUCGUACCACAAUUGACAGUGUCCGUUCAGAGAAGCCGCAGCCGACAACAGAAGAGCCCAAGGUGCCGCCAAUCCGGAUUCAACUGUCCAGAAUCAAACCACCCUGGGUCAAAGGGCACCCUACCUACCAGAUCUGUCCCCGGAUCGUGCCCCCCGGAGAGGGCUCACGGCGGUCAGGGACGGGGGGCGCGCGUACCCUGGCGGACAUCAAAGCCCGCGCCCAACAAGCCAGGGCCCAGCGCGAGGCCGCUGCUGCUGUUGCAGCCUCUGGCGACGGGGCAGGGACGACAGGGGUCGGGUUGCGGCCUGCUGCUGGGAUAUCGGAUAGCAGCAAUGGACGACGAGCGCGAGAGCAUCCAGGACCUAUCGAGCCCGGAGGAGGAGGAGGAAGAAGGGGGGGAGGUGGGAUGGCAGAGCAGGGAUCGUCUUCAGGCACUAAUUCGUCUGGAACACAAUUACAGCUUCUCAAUGUAGAGGCUACACCCCAGCCAUCACCUUCCCUGUCCACUACCUCAACCUCCAUGUCCUUGGAGCCCUCACAGACCCCAAGCCCUUCUCGAAAUGAGGCAGGUAGGGGGGGAAAGGCUAAAGAGGAAAUAGAAGCAACCUCAGCCAGUGCCCAGAACUCCUGUAAUGGGCUUACAGACAAGGACGCCAACUUAUCCUCUCCACAGCCUGACAUUGUAUCAGAGUCCAUACUCACCCAGCCAGCUAGGCGAAGCCAGGUGCCUAAGUCUGCUGAGAGGGCAGAACAGGGAUGUGAAAAACCAUCACUGGCCUUAACCUCCAUCCCAGAUUCCCUUCCCAGGUUUGGGGCUCAGGGUGUGGAUGUUAUUCAGACACUGGUCAGCUCCUGUCAGCCCACAGAGAAGGAACAAGGGAAAGAGGCUGGACUGGGUGGUGUUAUCCAGCAUGGGUCCCACCAUGUAGACCUGCAAGAGGUACUCUCUCACUCAGCUACAGCAAGACAGCAAACAGAUGCUUCCUCACCUCAACAUGUGGAAUCCUGGAGUCAAAAGAAAGAUGAUGAGGCUGGGACACAUAGUGACUCCACAGAAACAGCUUCAGACUGUGAAAAUGAAAGCCAGGAGGAUCAGCAGCAGCAGUCUGAUCAGGACUGGUGCUCCCAACUGAGCACCCAGAGAAACGGCCAGCUGGUCAUCUGCAGUCCUCCACCUCAAAACCAGCAGCCAGUCAUCCAGGCCCACGUGUCUAGUCGCCACGGUCAAACUGUCAUUCAGCCUUGCUUCCCCAACAGCAUGCCUCAACCUCAGCAUUCCCAGGACCACCAGUCUCUCUCCGCAGCCCAUGUACAGGCACUCAGGGACACCAAUGUUGUGGUCAAACUGGAACCUGGAGAUGAUUGCAGAGCUUCCAGACAGAGCUCUGCUGAAGAGGAUUGUCGUGGAGGUUUGAAGCCUUCUGUGACCUCCCCAACAGCUUCCUCCAAGAGACUGCCCAUCUCAGCCAGACCAGUGUCCAGUGUGGAGGCCAAUAACCCUUUGGUCACCCAGCUACUACAGGGCAGCCUGCCCCUGGAGAAAGUUCUACCUUCACACUCUGCAAACAGGCUGGAAAUCAGCCGAUUGCCAGGACCCCAAAUCAGACCAGCAGUGGCAAGGACCCCAGGGCCUCGCAACAGGCCUGAGGUUUUGGCCCAAUCUCGAAGCCCAGAAAUAACUGCAAUGUCUCAGAGCCACAGCAAGUCUCCGACAAGUUGCCCAGUUUCCUGUUUGAUGGAGGCCCCAGACACAGCACAGUACCAGUCUCAGCAGCCUCCUGGGGCUGUCCCAGUCAUCACCUCUCUGCCGCCGUCCUCAUCCUCCUCUAGUUCUUCAUCCUCCAGAAGUAAAUCAGACCAUAACUCUCAGACCGCUGUGGAGUCAGCAGUUAUCAAAGAGUCUCCUGGUCCUCAGCCCUCACAAGGGGCCACACCAGACAGGCCCCAGCCAACCCACAGGAGCAUACCUAAUGGCCCCACUCCUUCCCAUACAGACCCCUGUGCCACAGAAGUGAUGCCUACGAUUAAGAUCAACUGGCGGGCACCAAAGUCUCAGCUUCCCAACUGUCACCAACAGCAACCAUCUCCUGCUUCCAGUGUAAAGAAUGAAGUCAGUGCGAGGCCCUCUUGCCAAUCUCUUUCCAAAUUGUCCCCAACUGUACCCAUGAGUGUUACUAAACGGGAGCCUGGGAGCUCUGUUGACAGCUACCUUAGUGGAGGAGCAAUGGAAGGACUCCUCAACAUGGAUAUGAGUUUUGCCAGGAUGGCAAAGAAGGAGCAUGGCAAAGCUCCAUACUCAUCUGGCUCCCCUUCCUCUGCCUCCUCCCUUCCCUUCCAACUGUAUGGAAAGCUCCCCAAGCAGGGUGUGGGAGGAUUAAGCUACACAGCUAAUGUAUCAGUGAUGGACAACAGCGGUUUCUCCCGGAGCAUGGCAGACAGCAUGCUCCAGCUACGCCCCCGCUUGGCCUCUGGUCAGACCACCCUCAGCAUCCAGGCAUUUACUGACAGUACAGCUGAGGAGGUGGCGCUCAAGUGCUCAUGCCGUCUCAAAGCCAUGAUCAUGUGCCAAGGCUGUGGUGCAUUCUGCCACGAUGAUUGCAUUGGGCCCUCCAAACUCUGUGUGUCAUGUUUGGUGGUCAGAUAGUAUGUGGAAGUCCCUGUAAACUGCAGAACUACUAUCUGUACAGUAUCAACAGUAGGACUGACAGGUCCUGUACACAGCGUGAUUAG